AGAGGUUCCACGUGGCAAUCCUCGAAAGUAACGAAGCGAAGUUGAACCAACCUUGGAAUCAGAACCUUGACAUCGCACUUAUGGUUUUCCUAUAAAUACCAUAACACAUUGUCCCUUACUCCCAUCAUUUAAAGUUUCAACACUUGGUGCUCUCCGUCCCUCGAUCCAGAUCUCCAAUGGCUUCCCUUUCGCAAUCUCCCAUGUCCCUCACAUCUCUUUCCAAUCAAUCUCUGGUACCUCGUGCUAGUUUUUCCAACCCAAGUUCAGUUUCCCUUUCAAUUAGGGGGAGAAAUUUCCCAUCCAUUGCUUUGCAAUCUAGAGGACGUCGGUUUCAAUUCAGAUGUGCGGCAAAACCAGAGACAGUGAAGAAGGUGUGUGAAAUUGUCAAGAAGCAGUUGGCACUGCCAGAGGGUUCAACUGUUACUGGAGAGUCUAAAUUUGCCGCACUUGGAGCUGAUUCUCUUGACACGGUUGAGAUUGUGAUGGGACUUGAGGAGCAAUUUGGUAUCAGUGUGGAAGAAGAAAGCGCCCAGAGCAUCACCACCGUUCAAGAAGCUGCUGAUAUGAUUGAUAAGCUCCUUGAAAGCAAGGCUUAAAUUAGUAAAGAGGACAUGCAUGUCCAUUUUGGAGUUUUCUGCUAUUUUGGUAGAAGGGAGUUUAAAUGUUUUAGUUUUUAUCUUUGGUAUUACAGUUUGAUUGUUCUUCAAGUAACUGCUAGUUCUUUUGUGGUUGCAUAUGGAUUGCUAUAAUAAUAGUUUUAAUUUUAUAGAACUCGAGCCUUUCUGUUCCCAUUGAAUGAUAUUGGUCCUCAAAAAGAAUAAAAUCACUUCCGUCA
Messenger RNA from Cajanus cajan (pigeon pea), 835 nucleotides. Its product is annotated as acyl carrier protein 1, chloroplastic. Gene Ontology annotation, molecular function: acyl carrier activity; phosphopantetheine binding. NCBI's taxonomy places the organism in Eukaryota, Viridiplantae, Streptophyta, Magnoliopsida, Fabales, Fabaceae. The record is from RefSeq and is a predicted model, not a curated record. Gene Ontology annotation, biological process: fatty acid biosynthetic process.